AUGGCGAGCAUCUCGACUGCGCGCCACGAGGCUCUGCUCGAGUUCUCUGCACUCGGCCAGGCCGACCACCUCCCAACAGGCCUGUACAUCUACCCGAGCGAGCCCACUCGCUGGAAUGGCGUCCUCUUCUUGCACCGCGGCUACUACGCCGGCGCCGUCCUCCACCUCACCCUCUCGCUCCCCGCGGCGUACCCAUCUUCCCCUCCCAUCGUCACGUUCGACUCGCCCAUCUUCCACCCGCUCGUCGACCCCUCCUCGGGCCGCAUGCGCCUCGACUGGCGCUUCCCGACCUGGCGACCGCGCGAGGACUGCAUCGCCCUCGUCCUGCACGCCGUCAAGGCCGCCUUCAAGCGCAAGGGGCUCGAGUCGCUCCGCGAGGCCCUCUGCGCAAACGUCGAGGCGUACCACCUCUACCGCGAGCAGACGCCCGUCUUUGCCCGUCUCGCCUCGCAGUCGGCCCUCCUUUCCGCCUCGGCCACGUCCCUGUACCACCCGCCGCCCUUGCGCAGCGAGGAUGCACUCGUGACGCCGAUCCGCUUCCGGCGACUUGAGGCGGGCGAGGAAGACCGGCUCGCCCAGGAGGUCGAGCGGCUCGGGCGGGCAAAGGUGGUCGGCGGUCGACAGCACGGCGAGCGGGGCUAG
This is a messenger RNA of Rhodotorula graminis WP1, 642 nucleotides long. RefSeq lists its product as uncharacterized. The transcript is spliced from 3 exons. The coding region runs from base 1 to 642 and encodes 213 amino acids. The record is from RefSeq and is a predicted model, not a curated record. Lineage: Eukaryota; Fungi; Basidiomycota; Microbotryomycetes; Sporidiobolales; Sporidiobolaceae.